GCUUUUCCACAAAACGGCUCCGCCGCUGCCAUCCCAACGGCUGCAAGUGACAUCAGUUUGACUACAUCACCUCGAUUUUCCUGGAACAAUGCCUUUCAGCUACUUACGAAACAAAUUCUUAGUGCUUAUACCAAUCGCACAGUAAUCCGUUGGAGUUUUUGGUGGGCUUUGGCAACAUGUGGUCAGGUUCAGGUGAUCUCUUAUGUGCAAUUUCUCUGGAAGGAUAUAGAUCCGCGCAAUGAGAGUUUCUACAACGGUGCUAUAGAGGCGAUUGUAACGCUCCUGGGUGCUGGUAGCGCCAUGGUGGCUGGUAUAGCUAACUCUAGUCAUCAUAGAAAAUGGCACAUGUGGAUAUUGACUGUUUGUUCGCUUCUUAUGGGUGUUUUCACUAUCUAUUCAUCACAGACGAAUUUAGUUUGGAUGGCCUACAUAAUGUACAUUCUUUUUGGAAUCUGCUACUUUUUCGUCAUUACAACAGCGAGCGCUAUUGUUGCAGAGAAUUUAUCUGAAGACAGUUUUGGCUUAAUUUUCGGCAUUAAUACUCUGGCGGCACUUGUAUUGCAGUCGAUUCUAACACUUGUGGUAGUUACUGAUACCGGCUAUGGGUUAAAACCUCGUGAACAAUUCUUUGUUUAUGGUUGCUAUUUUAUUGUUCUCGCAAUCAUGUACUUUGUGACCGUACUUAUGCGACUUGUAUUUAGAAAACUGAAGUGCUGCGGGAAUGGUGUCGUAAAUAUUACGAGUUACAAUUAAGAUUAAUUUAAAGUUAAGUAUCUCAAAACUCUUAAAAUGUGAUUGCACAAGGAAAUGUGUACUUAUACAAUAAAACUCAUAGCAUAGAAAAAAAGUAUGUCAUUAGUCGCAGUGGUUAAG
This is a messenger RNA of Rhagoletis pomonella (apple maggot), 873 nucleotides long. RefSeq names its product thiamine transporter 1-like. Gene Ontology annotation, biological process: transmembrane transport; vitamin transport. NCBI's taxonomy places the organism in Eukaryota, Metazoa, Arthropoda, Insecta, Diptera, Tephritidae. Gene Ontology annotation, cellular component: plasma membrane. The record is from RefSeq and is a predicted model, not a curated record. Gene Ontology annotation, molecular function: vitamin transmembrane transporter activity.